AUCCGUUGCAGUGUGAUGGACUCGAGUCAAAAUGUUAUUCGUAAUGAGACAGACAGUAAGCCGUCUGGCUCACAAGACGGUUGUGUUUAGAAAAAUUGUUAGUUGCGCAGGAGUCCACUCAACGGCCAAUCCAUACAGCAAUGGAAUCGCAUCCAACACUACUAAAAGUUAUGUUCCCGUUGCUGACUUCUAUAAUGGAAAAUCCGUGCUGAUCACCGGUGGAACUGGUUUUCUCGGCAUGGUUUUAAUAGAAAAAUUGCUAUACACAUGCACGGGAAUCGAAAAAGUUUUCCUUUUAGUACGAGAGUUGAAGGGGCUCUCGCCUGAUCAACGGAUGCAGCAAUUUCUGAAUAACCCGCUCUUUCAAAGACUAAAAAUGAAAAACCAAAAUUUGAACAAACUGAUCCCAGUUAAUGGAAACCUCAGUGCCAAUAACUUGGGCAUCAGCGAAGAAGAUGCAGAGACCUUGAUUGACGAGGUGUCCGUAGUUUUCCAUGCAGCAGCUACCGUCAGGUUCAAUGACAAAAUGAAUGUUCCUAUGAAAGUGAACUUUGGAGGUACCAUGAAAAUGCUGGAGUUGAGUAAAAAGAUGAAAAACUUAGAGAUGUUCGUUCACGUAUCUACAGCGUAUGCGCAUAUAUCGCACUUACAAGACGGAGUUAGGGAGGUCCUGUACCCCCCACCAGCAACUCUUGACGAGGUCGAGGACUUUAUUACCAAAUAUAAUGACGACGAGGAGAUGACAAACAAGUAUUUAAAUGGCAGAGUGAACACAUACACAUUCGCUAAAGCACUUGCAGAACAUCACGUAGUGAAGAACAAAGAGCACGUCCCAGUGAUCAUAGUCAGACCAGCUGCCGUGACUGCCACGAUAGACGCGCCUACACCAGGCUGGUCAAGUAACUGGCAAGGCGUCCCCAGAGCCUUAUACAAUGUAGCCAUGGGCUACAGUAGGGUCACCCCGGGACGGCAUAUAAACGUUAUUGACUUUAUCCCUGUGGAUUACGUGGUUAACCUCUGUAUCAUCGCGGCGGCUAAAUCUGGAAGUACAAACGACGUACCUGUAUUCAACUGCAGUUCAAGUUCAGUGAACCCGAUAACUUGGAGUAAGGCUUAUAAAUGGUUUACCGAAGAUGUCGUGAGGAGAGGCAAAAAUGAGUUCCCGUACCCUUUCACGCUGUUCGCGGAAUCAGAAUACCUAUUGUGGAUACUAACAGUAUUAACACAGUUCCUACCGGCUCACUUAUGGGACUUAUGGCUGAGAACCACUGGUAAAACUCCUAGAUAUGUAGAAAUACAGAAAAGGGUGAUGAGCCACAGGGAGUCGAUGGAGUUCUUCAUGAGGCAUAACGCUGUGAUGGAGAACAAUAAUGUGAUGAAGAUGAUAGCUUCCCUGUCAGAGAAGGACAGGCAGGUGUAUCCUUGCAAUCCAGCUGAGAUUAACUGGAGAAACUAUAUGCACGUCUACGCUCAGGGAUAUACAGAGGCGUAACCAAGGCACCCACUUUCGCCAAGAAUGUUCCGUCCCAUAAUGAGAUGGCGCAAGCUCAUCGACAUAUCGGGCACAAAUUCCGAGUUG
This is a messenger RNA of Manduca sexta (tobacco hornworm), 1579 nucleotides long. RefSeq names its product putative fatty acyl-CoA reductase CG5065. Gene Ontology annotation, biological process: long-chain fatty-acyl-CoA metabolic process. NCBI's taxonomy places the organism in Eukaryota, Metazoa, Arthropoda, Insecta, Lepidoptera, Sphingidae. The record is from RefSeq and is a predicted model, not a curated record. Gene Ontology annotation, molecular function: alcohol-forming very long-chain fatty acyl-CoA reductase (NADP+) activity. Gene Ontology annotation, cellular component: peroxisome.